Messenger RNA from Micropterus salmoides (largemouth bass), 4930 nucleotides. RefSeq names its product KISS1 receptor a (gene kiss1ra). Gene Ontology annotation, biological process: neuropeptide signaling pathway. Bases 180 to 1313 code for a protein of 377 amino acids. Gene Ontology annotation, molecular function: G protein-coupled peptide receptor activity. Gene Ontology annotation, cellular component: membrane. Lineage: Eukaryota; Metazoa; Chordata; Actinopteri; Centrarchiformes; Centrarchidae. The transcript has 5 exons. The record is from RefSeq and is a predicted model, not a curated record.
AAAUCUCUACAUUUCUCUCCUUUCUUUAGCCCAAAGGCACCCAGGACUCAGUGAGUGGACGGCUCACACAUUCGCUCUCCUAAUUGCUAUCUCUUCGUCUUUACCUCUGACAGCCCGUUGUCCUUCCUCAGCAAUUUUUCUCUCACCUCACUCACAAUUAUCUUGCCCGUCCUGUCACAAUGUACUCCUCCGAGGAGCUAUGGAACUCCACUGGGCAGGUUUGGAUCAACGGCUCUGAGGCGAACUUCUCUCUGGGAAGACGUGGGGAUGAUGAGGAGGAGGAGGGAGAUCAGCACCCCUUCCUCACAGACGCCUGGCUGGUCCCCCUCUUCUUCGCCCUUAUCAUGUUGGUCGGACUGGUGGGCAACUCUCUGGUUAUUUAUGUAAUUUCCAAGCACAGGCAGAUGAGGACGGCAACCAACUUCUACAUAGCAAACCUGGCAGCCACUGACAUCAUCUUCCUGGUGUGCUGCGUCCCCUUCACUGCCACCCUCUAUCCUCUCCCUGGAUGGAUCUUUGGCAACUUCAUGUGCAAAUGUGUUGCCUUUCUACAGCAGGUUACAGUCCAAGCCACCUGUAUCACUCUGACAGCAAUGAGCGGGGACCGCUGUUACGUCACAGUCUACCCUCUGAAAUCUCUCCGCCACCGCACCCCAAAAGUGGCCAUGAUCGUCAGCAUCUGCAUUUGGAUUGGCUCCUUCAUCCUCUCCACCCCAAUUUUAAUGUACCAGCGUUUAGAGGAGGGUUACUGGUAUGGCCCAAGGCAGUACUGCAUGGAGAGAUUCCCCUCUAAGACACAUGAGAGGGCUUUCAUCCUCUACCAGUUUAUUGCUGCCUACCUGCUGCCUGUCCUCACUAUCUCCUUCUGCUACACUCUGAUGGUGAAAAGAGUGGGCCAGCCCACUGUAGAGCCUGUAGACAACAACUAUCAGGUCAACCUCCUGUCAGAGAGAACCAUCAGUAUCAGGAGCAAAGUCUCCAAGAUGGUGGUGGUAAUCGUCCUCCUCUUCGCCAUCUGCUGGGGUCCCAUCCAGAUCUUCGUCCUCUUCCAGUCUUUCUAUCCAAACUACCAGCCCAACUACACCACAUACAAGAUCAAGACGUGGGCCAACUGCAUGUCCUACGCCAACUCUUCAGUGAACCCCAUAGUUUAUGGUUUCAUGGGAGCCACCUUCCAAAAGUCCUUCAGGAAAACCUUCCCAUUUCUGUUCAAGCACAAGGUCAGAGAUAGCAGCAUGGCUUCGAGGACUGCCAACGCUGAGAUCAAGUUUGUUGCUGCAGAGGAGGGCAACAAUAAUAAUGCCAUGAAUUGAAUCUGACAAUUAAAAAUAUGAUUAUUAUAGUGUCCAGAGCAAUCACUGUGAGAUGAAAAUGUAAAUAAUGAAACAUUUCCAGCCAUGUGUUCAUUGUGUGAAAGUCGUAAUAGAGAAACUGGCUGAUUUUAAAAGGCCAGACUUUGUCUGUUUGGCAGACACAUUUACAGUUAUGUUAAUGAAUAUAACUAAUUAAAGAACUGAUGUGGGGACACACAGACUCAUUAUACGGAUGGACACUAACAGUGUUUGGCAUAAUAUGUUACCUGUUCUCUUGCCAAGGUCAGGCAGUGUUGGCACAUAACGUCGUCCAUCAAGCUGCCAAACACCACAACCAAACACAGUCAUACGCAUCUGAUGACGAAAGAGGAAAGUUUUCCCCUCAAGCUGCAGGCGGGAGUCUUAAUCCCUGUAAGAUCAUGUUUGACAAGGCCUGCAGCUUUGGUAUAAACUGUUCAAUAUUUGGACAGCUGAUGACAUUAUGUAUUCUAAGACGUAUGAGAAUAUGAUAUUUUGGAAAUGACUGCAGACUGAAUGUGCAUUUUGAAUGGAAAAUUGAUACUCUAGAAUAGAUGCCAAUGGACAUGUUUUUUUUAUGCAGUUGACAUUUGUUCCUAUCACUGAGAAAAUUCAACUAGAGACACUUCUCAUGUCUGUUGUUUUGUGAAACACUAGUGCAUUUUUUUAGAGGAAUAGUUUGACAUUUGGGAAAUACUCCUUUUUGCUUUCUUACAGAGAGCUAAAUAAGAAGAUCGUGACCCCUCCCACAUCUAAUUGCUUAAAAUGUAGCAAGAGCCAGGAGGUGAUUAGCAUAGCUUAGCAUAAAGACUGGAAGCAGGGGGAAACAGCUAGCCAUGCCCUGUCCAAAGUUGCCUACCAGCACUUUUUAAGCUCAUAAAAUACACAUACAUAGCAAACAUGCCAAUUUGUGAGCUUUGGAGGUGUUGGUAGGCAUAUUUUUGAACUUUGGCUAUAGCCAAACUAGCCUUUAGUAAGCUUAUUGCUGCCUCGCUCUAGGAUUGUAAAUUACAUUUAGCUUUCAAAAGCAACUUACAAUUGCUGUAUAUAUCAGAGGUCGCACGCCUCUGGAGCAACUAGGGGGUAAGUGUCUUGCUCAGGGACCCAAUGGCAAUGGUGAACCCAGGUCUCUCACACCAAAGGCAUGUGUCUUAUCCACUGCAACAUCUCCCCCACCCCCACAUAUGCUGCAUUCAUGUAAUAUUGGAGUUACUGUAAUGAGUUUCCAUAAUAAUAAUUCCUAAUAAAGACUUAAUACAGAAAUACAUGAAAACCAAACAAAAACUGAUGCCUCAUCAGCCAAAGUCAGUCACUGAAUGUAAUUUAAGUCAAAUAAAAUGCUGUUAUGUUAGUUAAAGGCUAUGGAACUAUUGAACCUAGGUGCAGACACAGACAAGAGGCAUUUAUUACUAAGAGAGAGUUCAAGUGCAUUUAUUGUAGAGGAAUCAGAAGAAAAUGAUAUGAGGGGAAUGGGAGCUUGGAGCAGCGAGCUGAGGACUGGAGCAGGACAGAACCAUGGGAACAGGAGGUAGCUGAUUCAGAGGGAUUUCCAAGGGAAAAGCCAAAAGAAGCUGGAGACUGUAAUGAAGCAGUUUGAUACUAGUAUGUAUUAUUUUAAUUUAAUACUUUACAUUGCCUUUUAGUUUACUGUUUACCAUUUACAAUGUGUGCUUCCACGGGAGCUGAAAUUGUUAUAUGACGUCUUUCGGCUGGUACUCGCAAAGUUGGGGUACAUAUUUUUUCUCCGAGUUCCCAAUUAGGAAAUCCGACUUCAGGUGGUGUUCCAUCUUCUUCUAGUUGGAGGUCGGAAAUUUCCGAGUUCCCAGUUGCCUGGAACGCAGCACAAGAAGAACUCUUGAUUGCAGUGAUGUGCUACAGCUGUGAGGUUCCACCAUGACUUCAGCACACCUGCAGACAAUCACUCACACAACAUAUGAACACACAGGAGGGGGAAGGGAGAGAGAAAGAGCACUGCUUCUGAGGGGCAUCAGUUAGUGAAAUGAAGAGGAGGUCCCAGUGGCAGAGGCAACAAUAUGUUCAUUUUGCAGUAUUUUUCUAUCCUUAAGUGACCAGCUCUGUAUUCGUACAACCAUCUUUAGUUUCUUUACUUCCCUAUCCCAACCAUUUCCCAAAUAGUCAUACUGUUUCUUUAAAAAAUGUGGCUAUAUGUUGAUGUUGUUGCCCAUCUCCUUUUCCUGUUAAGUUACAACCCAAACUAUAAAUCAAAACACUAAAAACAACACCACUUUUACUUAUAUUUUCAUGGAGGUUGCUGUUUAAGUCAUGUUUUCAUUUUUAACCACAUUUAACCAGCUGUGUAGCUGUUAGCUCAGGAUAACACAGGGUUAAAGUUAUGCUUUUGUUUGGUGAUACUCCAACAAACCAAAGCCAGCAUCCAGAUAAAUACUUACUGACUUACUUUACUGCCAAAUAUGAUGAGUUGGAGCUUGCGACCGGUGAAGCAUGGACAGUGUUUACCACACAAACAUUCACACAGUCCUUGCUGAUGUGUGCACAUACACAGGCAUGUGCACUUUCAGCCAGUAUAGCCAGGUGUUGUUUGUUGGUGUAAGUUGUCACACUUUUUAGAAACAAGCUUGUAUGAUCUUGUCAAACGGACUAACUUCCAAAUGGUUGAGGCAACCUGCAUGGCCUGUGCCCUGUUGUGACAGAGCAAUUUGUUGGAGAACUUGUUCAGGGAGCUGCUGUUUAGUGAUGGAUAUAUAGUCUGUGGUUGUUAAUAAAUCAACUAGGUCCUCCCAGCUCUCCCCUUUCUAGAUGCAGUUCUUUUCUAUCCAUCCCACACAGUGACAUUCAAAAUCAGAACUCCAAUUAUGACCCAUAGAAAAUUGCUAAUGCAGUUCUCAUUUGAAUUGUAGAUACUGUGGGGCUUGCUGUCAUCAAGGCUCCAUUUGAGUUACAUGAAUGUGUCUUGAAAGGAAAACCAGAGUGCUUUUGGGUUGUCAUAUUCAGCCAUGACAAAAGAGUUUUUAAUUAAUUCAGCUCAUAUCUGGGCACAUUUUGAAAACAGAAGUGGACAAACCUUUUGCUAUGGCCACCUUAAUGUAACUAAAGAUGUAAAUUAACAUGUUUAGUAUAUAUAAAAUUAUAUGUAGCCUACCACUGAAUACAUUUUUUUAACACGCUUAACUUUCACAGAAAAAAGCAUUUAAUUUAAUUUAAAUGGUUUUGAGUUGCUCUAUUUUAAGUGAUUAGGCCUCCAUAAUUUUAUUUUUAUAGAAGGCAGCCAACAAAAUUAAUGUGACUCAGUUUAAUCAGCAUGGAAUAAAUGACAUAGUAUGAAGAGUUUAUUAAGUGCUAGUGUAAAACACAUUUCAGCACGUUUAAUUUAAUACUAAUGACUGCUUUUAUUGCUUUUUAAUGUGUGCAAAUUGUGCUGCACUUCUUCCACAGACACUAAUGUACAUCCAUUAGGAUCAAGGUCCUCUAUAAUACUGUAUGUGUGUUUUCUGCUUUACAUUAAGUGUUCUCUUGUAUAUGCGUUUAUUCUGAUAUUGUGAUUCUAAAUGUCAUGUUGUUCAGCAAUAUCUUCAGUUAAGCUUCAACCUUGAACAAUAAAACACAGAGUGACCAUUGGA